Arabis nemorensis is the source of this 1167-nucleotide messenger RNA. The record is from the annotation of a GenBank genome assembly. NCBI's taxonomy places the organism in Eukaryota, Viridiplantae, Streptophyta, Magnoliopsida, Brassicales, Brassicaceae.
AUGUGGCAUUCCUUGCCUCCUGAUAGCUCUUUACCUGUCAUCUUUCAAAAUUAUCAACUCCUGCUAGAAAAGGGAAAAGCUCCAAGGCCGGUCCCAGUAUAUAUUGAUGAAGGACCUUUGGAUGUUUCUCUGAGCAAUGACAACCAUUCUGACCUCUUGUAUUAUCUUAUGCGUCUGCACAGUAACGAAGAGAGAGAUAAUGGUUUUAUAAAGACCAUGUUUAGUUCCUCCUCUUCAAGUGACGAUCCACUUGACUAUCAUAUGAUCUGGUACCAGCGAGAAAUCCUAGCAGCAGUUGGUGCCCUGACUUCAGAUGGCCUUCAAGUUGUCAAUAUGGGGUUUGUUGCACAGCUUCUCUCUCAGGGCCUUUGUCAUUGGGCUAUCUACGUUGUUCUUCACAUACCUUACUGUGAAGACUAUCCGUACCUACAGAUUAUCGCAAUUCGAGAAAUCCUGUUUCGAUACUAUGAAACUUGGGGUUCUGAUGAUUCACAGAGACAAUUUAUCAAGGACUUGGGUGUCCCUUCUGAAUGGAUGCAUGAAGCUCUGGUAAGCUCCUUCAUUCCAUUAUCUGCCGGCCAACUCUUGCCCCUCCAAUCACUGCAUGGUUCUAGUAUAACUAACCAUUCAGAAAUAUGGAGGAUUGCAACUUCAAUGGAUGAUCACAAGUCUGAGAUUGAAAAUUGGGAUUUGGGUACCGGAAUCUACAUAUCAUUCUAUUUGCUCAAAAGUUCCCUGGAAGAAGAAUGUGAUUCGAUGAGCGAGCUGAUGGUUUCUCAUCAAGUUAAGUUGCGUUCAUAUGAUGACCAAGUGCAAAAGAGCCUUAAUUCUGUAAAAGGACACUUAACGGCUUUAUUUCCACAGGUUUCCCUUGAGAGACACAGAUACACUUGCCAAAGCUUUGUUGGUCGUUUAAACGAGUCAUUGGCUAUUUGGGAUGACAGGCUACCAAUUCAAGCUAGAGUGGCUUACUCGAAGAUGGCAGACGAGAUCAGCGAUUUGUUGUUGUCAGGUAUGACCAUGGAGUCUAGCCGUGAUACGCAGCGAAGUUGUUUCGAGACAAUAUUGACUGCUCCUUUACCGGAAGACAUCAGAUCAACACAUCUACAGGAUGCUGUGUCACUCUUCUCUUUAUAUCUCUCUGAGUUAGGCCAAACUGCAGCUUAA